Molecule: messenger RNA, 6280 nt
Organism: Eleginops maclovinus (Patagonian blennie)
Lineage: Eukaryota; Metazoa; Chordata; Actinopteri; Perciformes; Eleginopidae
Gene: c20h6orf89
Product: chromosome 20 C6orf89 homolog
Exons: 8
Coding region: 3073-4071 (332 amino acids)
Cellular component (GO): Golgi membrane; nucleolus
Source: RefSeq, a predicted model, not a curated record
CUUUUCAGACGCAGACGAAUUGUGGAGCUGUUGAGGGAGUUGAGCCGCAAGCACACUGCUUGCCUCGGCAAAGCAGCAAGCUAACGUUAUCAACGCUACGCUACCAAGCUUUCAGGCUGUAUGGCCACUAACUUUACCUGAACUGUGCAGAAAUACAGCGAUGGUUUUUCCUUCACAACACGUUAACCUCUUAAGCCCAGACGCAGCAACUUGUAAGAACCCGCGUCUCAGGGGAUGUUAACAUUUAACAACCUAUUAAUGUGGCAUACCCACCUAACGGGAAGAACCUCAGCUAAGAGACCAUAUUAACCAUUUUUACCAAAACGAAACAUAAUUCCAACACCAAGCGUCUAAAUCAGCACGGAACGAAAACGAGCUAACGCUACAUAGCACCGAGUCAGGAAGCUUGGAGUGGAACAACCAUCGCUCGGGGAGAUAUUAGGUCCACACUCCAAUACAGUAGGUGGCGGUAAUGCACUUAUAAAGCUAACCACCGUAAAACUACAAAAAAGAAGAAGAAGAAGAAGAAGAGUUCCGAAGCAGAAGGUGGCGGUAAUGGUAACAGUAGAAGAAGAAGUAUCCUAGCUGUUUUUGCUUACCCAAUAUGUAUAAAGUGCUAGCCAUGUCCAUAACAAGCUAGUUUAAUUUUAAGAAAAAUAGAUUUAUUUUAGUAUUUAAAGUGGGAAUGGAGAGACCCACACAGAGGCAGUGGAUGUCACUUUGAAGGUGAGGAUAAAGUAUUUUGUAUUUUCGUGAAGCUACGUAAAGUGUCAAUGAAAGCUAACAAGCCGAAGCUAACACCAGCCACUGUACCGCUGUCAGUGGAUCAGCUCUGUGGUGCUGUUUUUAUAAUGUUAGUACGUUUUACAUAAUAACAUAUCUCUAUUGAUCACCAACGUUACAUUGUGUUAUCUUUGUGACAUUAUAUAUACAUGUUUAAUUGAAGCAGUGGGACUGGACUGAUGGUAGUUAUUGUGUUAGUCAGUGAUGGAAUGUACAUAAAAGUACAUACUCAAGCACUUAACGCUAAGCUACAUUUUGAAGUACUUGCACUUAAUGUUAGUGUAUCCAUUUUAGAGUAGAAGCUGCUAUAGUGAUAUAUUUUGUUUUUAUUUUAAACAAAAUUAAAAAAGAAUGUACAUAAAAGGAAACAGAACGCUAAAGGGGAAACUGAACAUAUUGACUGUAAAGGCGUAGGGUGAAGCUUCAUUUUAUUAUACCCUUAUAUUAUAUUCAAGUAUGACCCCUAUAAUAACUAAGAUUAGAUUACGCAAAAACGUUUCAAACACAAUAAUAAUCAUACCUGAUUUUAAAAUGUGUCUGCCUUACUAUUUUUAAAAACAUGUUUUUGAACACACUUUUAAUAACCUCUGUUAUCUACAGUGUUGAGUUUUACAGAUAUAACUACUCCACAAAGUGUGACAAGGAUAAAAUUAGUUUUGUUUGUCAACUCCAUUUAUUGCUCUACAUGUACGGACUUGAGCAUCCCUUAUUGUCACCAUGUGGACACCUGGGAGUGCGUUAUUGUCUCUGUCAAGACUCCUGGGGGUGUUCAUGCUGUCUCCUCUUACAUGUCCUCACUGACAUGUACAAAGGUUGACUGUUUUAAAUCAGCAUGUUUAUUACGCAGAAUCAGUGCCUGACUGUACUAUUUGUUCUAAAAGGACUUCUUUAUGCUCUCUGUCCCAAAGGGCAUAUAAGUGUUUUGCAACCUUGACAUGCAAUAUGCUGCAGAAUGAUCUGAGAAUCAAUUAAUUCAUCUUGCUUUUAAUUCUUAAAUGAAAGAACUAGAGGCAGCUUCAGUAAGAUGUCAAUGUUAUUCAACUUUCGUGUUACAAAGCUUACUCUUUGUAACCACUGAAAUGUGAGUUCCCUAUUUUUGAUUUUUAGUUCCUUUUAAGUUUUUUCCUCUGUUAUGUUUUAGUUACAGUAUGUUGCCUGUUUAAUUUUAUAAUCUUAAUCUCCGAAAAAACAAUUCAGAAUGGUAGCUAAACAAGCUAUACAAAGUUUUUUCUAUCUUGCUAUUGUCUACUUAUGUGUAGUCUAAAUGAUGGCGUCACUCCCACUAGAAGUGUUGCAUUAAGUAAUGAUAACGAUCUGUUACAUCACAUAAGAUAACAUAAUACAUAUAAUCUAUAUUUGUAUUAGCUACAUAUUUCAUUUUAGUUGAUGCGUCAUAUUUAAACUCCAGUUCAUUAGUCAAACUGUAGAGAGGCCAUAUAUGGUGGCCGACAGGUGCACAACAGCUCAAAACACCACCUGUCACUCUUGCAGAGUUAGUCUGUUUUGUUAUUGUAAAGGUUUUGUCAGUGUAUUUGAAAUGACUAGGUAAGCUACGUUAGCUCUAGCUUACAACAGAUCUGCAGUUACGUCAGAAGGAAUCAUGCUAUCACAUUGUUAAAAUAAGCCAAGUAAGCGUUUUAAUCAAAAUGUAGGAGACAGUUGCAGUUAGCCCACCUUAUAAUCCAUCCCUGAACGUCAACAAGCACUCAUUCUGGUCCCAGCCAUGUGCAUCACUUUUUAAUGUCCCUGUUGUUUAUGCAGUGCUUCAGUAAACGCUGCACAUGUUUUGUGAAGUUGAUGAAAAUGUUUAUUCAUUUGCAUGUGUUUUUAUAUUUGCAUAAUUUUUGAAAGUGCAACAAGUUUUUGGCAAUGGCAAUGUUGUAUGCCGUUGUAGCUCAUUUGCACCUGUCGCAUAGGCAUCAGUGUCAGACUAAUACAUCAUGUCUGCACCAUGUUACCUUCUACCUCAGGGAAAAUUCACUAUUGGUGAAUGCCACAAAUUAUCAAAAGGACCUCUUACAUGCGCUUGACAACAAACCUGUUUGAAGUCCAUUGGUCAACGGCACACACCAAGACUCACAGCACACUACAGCCAUGAAUAGAUUGCACAUAAUAAUUGACAUAAUUACAACCCCUUUUAAUAGGUCAGUUAUGAUAUCUAGCUGUUUAUGAAAGUCAUGGUGUGGCGGUUAACAUUUCGGAUGAAUAUAGGUGACACCAUGCUCCUGAAGCCCGCAGUAGCUGAAGAUCGACGUGUUUGACUGAUCAGCCGCUGUGACUGCUGCAGUCAUGGGAACGACGAUGAGUGAGCCGUGCAUCUAUGACAAACUUUCCGAGAGCAUCGACAUCCUCCGGCAGUCGGGCUACCGCUACGGCAUGUCGGAGAGGGAGAUCGAAAGGUUCAUAAAGCAGGUCCUGGAGACCAACGAACCCAGGAGAGAGCCUCCGCAGUUCCCAAUCCUGAGAGCCACCAUCAAGUUUGUCGUGGCAGUGGGCCUCCUGCUGGUGGUUGUACUGGCCUUCACGUACCCUCAGAGCGCCCCCCAGCUGGGUCUGGUCAACCUGGGCUGUUACAACUGGUCGUCCCCCCUUAGCCAUGUCCGCCUGCUGUCCCUCCCCAUCGCCAAGAAGUACAACCUGCAAGGUUUCCAUGAAUGGUGGAGUGCCGGCUCUCUGCGGCAGAAUCUGGUCAACUGUUCGGGCUGUGCUCAGAUCUCCUCGGUGAUGGAGGUCCCAGAGAGCCUCAGGGGGACGGUGGCUCUGAGGCGGGGACCGCAGCUCGUCAUGCUGAAGGGCGGGGAGUCCCUCAGCGUCCAGCGGCAGCAGCUCGAAGAGCUCUACCUGGCUCAUUCAAACUCCAUGUCCAUCCUGCUGGAGGAGGACGACGGUCUGCACAACCACAACCAGGGACUCCCCCAGGGGCCCGCCAACUUCACUCUGCUCUGGAGGUUCAGCUCGGGGACACGAGAGAAGGUGUUGAGGUGGCUCUUCCCGAAGGCGGAGCUCUGCCCCCUGCUGGACAGCGCUGGGACCAUCGUGCAGCGCUGCCUGGUCACACACAGCACAAACUCCCAGAGCAAGGGUGUGGGGGUGUUUGGCUGGCUGGUAGUGGGGGAGGGUCUUCCCACAGUGCGCGUCCUUCCUGUUCAGCGCUGUCAGAAACACUGCAGCUCCUUCAACCUGUGGCUGAAUCCUGGAGACAUGGUUUACGCUGACCCUCGGUACUGGCAGAUGGAGCUGUUCCCCGGCCGAGGCCAGAACAUCAUCUGUGACGGGUCAACGUUUUAACUUCAGAAGGAGCGGCGUUCAGAAGGAGCGACGUGGAGAGUUCAGGAACGUGCAGAUCGGCCUUACUGUGGCCCCGCCACACCGAUGCCUUAUAAACCUCCAGCCUUUUUUUUACUGAGGCCCGUCCGUCCGAUAGUCCUCACGGCAACCUCAGAGAAACACUGCACACAUGACUUGAGUUUGGAAAAAAAGGCUCCUCCUGCAGGUUUUAUUUUAGGGUCAAGGUCAGAGGAUUGAGAAAUGACUUUGUCCUCCAGAGUUUUAAACCCUCCCAAUGUUCUGGUUGUGCCCGUGCCAUAGCUUCCAGCGGAUCUCUAGAACUUCAAAUAAUUCAUCAAUCAUUGGGUGUCUCUCUUUCAGAAGGUGGUGAAAAACUGCAGAGGGUAUCGGCACUAGUCUGACCUCUGCAUCACUGCGAUUCAUUUCCUCUGUUUAAAAUCAAAGCUCGGUAGGCAUGGUGAAUAAAGACCCUCUGAACAGACAGCAGCUGACACAUCAGACUGACAGCAGGUUUAUCUAUAAAGCACAUUUCAGGGGCAAGGCCAUUCAAAGUGCUUUACAUAGAUAUCAAAAGCAUAUUUAUCAGCUGCAGAUUACGUGGUGAAUGUUCCUCUUGCUUUUAAUCAACUUAUUACCAAACUAAGUAAGGAGCACAUGGAGUUCAUUCAGUCAGUGAGCACCUGCUUCUUUUUGCAUUGCAUUCUGGGAACUUUCAGUGUCUCGGACUUUCACUUCCUGCUGUAGUUCUGAUUCACCCGCAGCUCUUCAUCUGGUUCGUUCCUUGAUGUUAAAGGGACAGUUCACUCAAGUUACAAAAGCGCUAGUAAACACAAUGUCAGGCGAUUGUUUUUGUUAAUGAGUACACAGGCCUGUUUGGAAUAUAUAAGAAGAGGAACAUGGGAUUCUUCCUCUUAUUAUAUCUAUUAUUUGCUUCUUGUUGACAACCUCCUGUUUGUUUCUAAUUUCUGUUUUCUACAGACUUAGACAUUAGUGCCAAAAAGUGACGUUGCUACACUAUAACAAUGUAUUAAAAAUAGUGGUUUUUCAAAAGCAUUGUCCUAUUUAUUUCAAUGUAAAAAAUGACUUACUCAGCCAGCUGUCAAACGGACAUCAGCUGAGAAUUACAACCUUUUAAUUAAAACACAGAUUAGUAAAUGUACCCGAUAAAUUAAAGUUUGGGGACUCAACUUUAAGUAAACUUAAAUUAAUUGAUGACGUAAAAAAAAUGUGGAACAAAUUGAAAUCUUUGAAAUAGUGAUUUUAUUUUUUAGCAAUUUAGCAAUCAAAAGUCAAAAGACGUUUUUAACCGUUUUAAUUGGAAAUAGUUUCUCUACAUCAAAAAAGUCUCCAUUCAAUGUUUCUGGAUUAUCCAGCAUAUCAUAGGGCGAUUUAUCAAUAAGAAGUUGAUUUUUCCAUUUUUAAAACUCAUUUCUGAGGCUGAAAUCUCAGAAACGUCUCAAAACCAAAUCUGAGAGAAAAUGAACUGAAUAUGUGUUUAACAUUUGGGUGAACUUACCCUUUAACAUCUAGAUUUUACUCUAGCUUUUUUUUUGUUGUAUUCUUACCCACGUUGUUUAUAAGGAUCAGAUAUUGGGUAGAGACCAAGGGGUAGACCUAGGACCAGGUGGAGGGAUUAUAACUCUCCGCUGGCCUGGGAGCGCCUUGGAGUCCCCCAGUCAGAGCUGGUUGAUGUGGCCAGGGAAAGGAAAGUUUGGGGCUCUCUGCUGGAGCUGUUACCUCCUCGACCCUGACGGAUAAGCGGGAGAAGAUGGAUGGAUGUAUAUUUUUAAUUUACAAUUUACAGACAAAGCUGCUUCUCUAAUUGUGUUAUUUAUUGUUAUGAUUGUAUGUACAAAUGUUCAAGACAUUAAUAUUUUAGUAGUAAUGUGUUGUGAUUUUAUUCGACUUUCAUCACUUACAUCCUGUUCAACAGAUCCCCUAAAAUCCAUGAAGCAGUGGACGGUGUGUUUUGUGCUUCAUCAGGAUUUCCAUGUCGUUAAAAGUCUGAAUAACAUCAUUUUGCCAAAGCUGAAGUCAAAUCUGAGUCUGUCUCUCAGUUUGUUACAGAAUCCCAAAAAGCCACAAAUAUCCAAACUUCACCGGUUGGGGUUUCUGGAACAAAAUGACGGAGUGAAUACUUUAAAGUGUACGCUUUGCAUAGACGUGUCAUAGUUUUAUGAGAAAAUAAAACGUGUCAUGUACUGGUGUC